Molecule: messenger RNA, 5682 nt
Organism: Gekko japonicus
Lineage: Eukaryota; Metazoa; Chordata; Lepidosauria; Squamata; Gekkonidae
Gene: SHROOM2
Product: shroom family member 2
Exons: 10
Coding region: 104-5281 (1725 amino acids)
Biological process (GO): actin filament organization
Cellular component (GO): cortical actin cytoskeleton; adherens junction; apical junction complex
Molecular function (GO): actin filament binding
Source: RefSeq, a predicted model, not a curated record
GAAUGUGGAGUUUCGAAGCGGCCCGGAAAGAUUUCCGGACAAAGAUCCGAGGCUGAAUCCCGUGUUUUUGGACCAGGGGCAGACCCACCAGCAGCUGUUGGUGAUGGGGGAGCAGAGAGGAGUUGAUCCGUACAAAUUGGUGGAAGUACAAUUGACUGGCGGAGCUCCAUGGGGAUUUACACUAAAAGGAGGAAGAGAACACGGGGAGCCGCUCGUCAUCACGAAGAUUGAAGAAGGCAGCAAAGCUGCAGCAGUUGACAAGUUGCUGGCUGGUGAUGAAAUCAUUAGCAUCAACAAUGUGGAGCUCUCUGGGUUCAGGCAAGAGGCAAUCUGUCUGGUGAAAGGUUCGCACAAGAUGCUGAAGCUUGUAGUGAAAAGGAAGAAUGACCUAACCUGUAGGCCCCACUCCUGGCAUGCAACCAAAUUUACCGAGAAUCAGCCUGAGACAGCCACGUCACGGCUGUCUUCAACCAAUGUCUGCGCUUCAUGGCACUCCCGGUAUCAUGCAAGCUCCUCUUCUCAUGACCUGUCAAGCUCAUGGGAUCAAUCAAAUCUCCAUCGCACUUCAGAUCAGUUCAGCUCUGCCGGAAGCAUGGACAGCUGGGAUCACACACCCCAAACGUAUCAGUGUGGACAGAUGUCAUCUGCAAAAUCCAGCAGCAGCAUCGAUCACUUGGGGAAUCCCAGCAAAAGAGAUUCAGCCUACGGCUCUUUUUCCACCAGCUCCAGUACUCCUGACCACACGCUAUCCAAUGUAGAUGUUGCCUCUGCCGAGAAUGUGCUGUACAAAGUAAGUCAGUGGGAUACCGCAAAACAAGGGAAUGGCAAGACUGCCUCAUUCCUAAGUGAUAAUGGCGGAUUAGAGGAGAAAUCUGCCUGCUUCCCACCUCCACCGCAGUAUGAGAACAGUAAGAGCCCCCGACUGGAAGAACAUUCUGAUGCAAAGUAUUCUGGGUCUGGAAGAUCAAAUUUUGGACCUGUUUGGUAUGUCCCAGAGAAAAAAAAGUCACCCUCUCCUCCACCCCCACCCCCACCUCUCCGUAGCGAUAGUUUUGCUGCCACCAGAGGUCAUGAAAGAACCCAUACCCCUCUUUACUCAGAGGGUAUUCAGAGCACCCAGCACUUUGAAGUCCUGCAUAGACCCCAGCCCAGGACUGACUGGAGUACUGAAGCUGCAGAACAACAAAAGCGAGCCGCUAGGGUAAUCGAGAAGACCUCAGACGGGAAGCAAAGUGGCAACCCGACGUACAGGUCUGAUCUCAGUCUGGAUUAUAGUUUGCCUUGUGCAGGUGACAGAAUCAACAAUAAUGUGGGAAAUGCCAACAGGCUGCAUUCGUCCCUGUCCAGUACUGACGUUCGAUUUGCACAGUCCGUUUACGGGCAUCACUGCCAUCACCAUCAGCGCCAGUACAGUGAUGAAAGCACUUUCUUUCACAAUGCAAAGAACCCUGCGUUGCCUAAAGAGCAGCGGCACCUCUCCUCUUAUGCUGGCAUUCAGGAAAGGCCUGCCGACAAACACAACCUCCAAUCCAGCCCAUUUAGGACAUUCAGCGCUGCUGCUUCUGACAUCAGUUCUGAAGAGAAAAUGGACAGUACUGGGCUAAGUCGCUACUAUUGUGUGGCCAUGAAACAGCCUGCUCAGGGAAACGCAAGACCGCUACAGCUCAAAGAUGAAUGCUGGAAUUCUGGAAUAGGUGCUCAGGCCUCUACUAGACCACACGAGAGUCCCGCUGUAGCCAUGAUGACCCAAAGCCCAAAAUAUUAUCUACCUCAGCAACCUGUUGAGCCUUCUCGGGAUGCAUGUGAAAAAAGCAGCCAUUGUGUAGGCAACAAAGGAGAGGAUGUUAGGACUGCUGUGGUAGAAGAUUCCAAAAAGUUUAGCUACCCUGAAAAAUCAGGACAGACUAAGAAUUUCGAGAACCACAAUCUUUUUAAUGAGCAAGAAUAUGCUCAGGAAUGUGCCCUAAUGCCAGAUAAUAAUGCUGCCCCAAAAGAUUUCAAAUGGGGUCAGGAAGAGAAGGACAAAAUUUCUCCUCAAAAGACCCCUAUGUUGCAUUCCUUAGCUCAGGAAGGGAAAAACCAGCCUGACAAAGGUGCUGAAACUGGAAUUAAUAGACAGCCUGUGUUUGAUGCCCAUCUGAGUAAAAAUGCACGGAGGAGUGAUCGUUUUGCUACCACAUUGAGAAAUGAGAUCCAGAUGAGGAGAGCAAAACUGCAGAAAAGUAGAAGCACAGCUACCUUAGCAGAAUCAAUUGAGACAGAAGAGUUUGCUGAGAACUGGAAACCUGAUUCCACAGAAAAGGUGAAACCUUCAUCAGAAAAUUCUUUUACUAAUGAGUACAAGGAUAAUCUUAAAGAGGCCCAGGCCCGAGUGCUGAGGGCAACCUCUUUCCAACGCAAAGACUUGGAACCCAGUUCUACAGAUUAUUUUCCAGACCGGAAGGCAAAUAAUUAUAACUCUACAUUGUUGGCUCUAGUUUCUGAAGAUGAAUCUGGCUUCCGUGAGGCUACACAGUCUUCUAAACAGAGUUCACCUGCUAGCAACCCCCACAUUUCUCGGAUUGGUGGUAGAAAGAGGUUCACAGUAGAACAAAAGUUGAAAUCUUAUUCUGAGCCUGAGAAGAUAAAUGAAGUGGGAGUAUCGGAUGAUGAUUACCACCCACGCCGCCGUCCAACCACUUCUGAGGAAGCCUUAGGUUCUUUUGCUGAUAGGUGGAAGUUUUUUGAAGAAACAAGUAAGCCUGCCUAUCAAAAAUCUUCACAGACAAACAUACUCUAUGGUCGACCUGAAGGUCAGCCUGGUAAUCGUCGUAGAAAUUCUAAUGAGGGCGAGGGCGAGGGAUCAUGGUACGUAAGGAGAAUGCGGGCAGCUUCUUUUGGAAUUGAAAGUACACUUGGUGGUAACAGAUCCAAAGACAGCAUCAUGAACACUGCCCACAAAACAAAAUCAGGACAACCUCAGAGGCUAGAAACUUUUGCAGAGUAUCAAGCUUCAUGGAAAGAGCAGCGGAAACCUUUAGAGACUCGGAGUUCAGGAAGAUACCAUUCAGCUGACAACAUCCUUGAUGCUGGCCAUGAACAGCUUGAGAAACCUCAGUACACACAUGAGCGAUCCAGGUCAUCCCCUUCUACUGAUUUCCACAAACAGGAAGUAUCCACUGCAGUAAGGAGGCAAACAGAAAAUUCAAGGGAAGCUGAAGAGCGUAAUUUUUCUCCAGCAAGACCUGAUGAAAGGAGCUGCAGCUCGAGACCAGUUGAUGUAGGAUAUCCAGAAGGCCAUCCUGGAGGACCAGUGUCUCAACCAGAUUUUGGUGUAGGGAUUAAGUGGAAAGCAUCAGCCAGGCCCUCACACGCAGGGCAGACCUCUGUUUUACCUCAAGGGAGCCGAAGUAGAUCUGGGACACUGCCCAGCGAUUACAGGUAUUCACAGGACAAUGUGAAUGAAAAAAGCAAAGAUUACAGUGUGCUGCCGCCCACUGUUUCUGAGCUGCAAAUAACAGAUGAAAACCACCUCUAUCAACCCCAAGACAAAGGAGAAGAAAGCCUACAAGCAGAGCUGGGGCAUCUGAAUAAGAAACAUGGUCCUAUACUUCAGAAGCCUCCCCCACCCAAACGAGAUAAUAAACACAGACGGCAGGACAGUUCUUUGGCAUCAGUCCCUGCGUCAUCAGAGUCUUUACUGACAGCAACCAGUUGGCCAGUUCAGUCAGUGCCUCCUGUUGCUUCCAGUGUGGUUGCUGGUCACUUCUCUCCUUCUCACACUGUGAAGGUUUCUGGAAAAUUAGCAGGCACUGAGCUGCCAGAGGCUCCACAGCUAGUAUCCACAGAGAAUGUUUGUCAGCACUUAGAAGAAAAAACACAUCUCAAGCCUGAACCUGUGCCAUCUUCGACAUAUCACUACCUACAAAAACCUGGAAUGGAAACAUCAAGGUCCCCUUCACCACAGUUUGCUCCACAGAAGUUAACUGACAAACCCCCUGUAGCUGUCCAGGAUGAGAAUCCCACAAGAAUCGAAAGAGUGAUGGAUAACAACACAAUGGUAAAAAUGGUUCCCAUCAAGAUUGUGCAUUCUGAGAGCCACGCGGAGAAGGAAAGCAGACAGAAUCUUGCAAGCACAAUAGAGCUUCCUGCUUUGCCAAGUGGACUGGAGAAAGACCAGAUUAAGACGCUCAGUACUUCUGAACAGUCCUACUCACGUUUCUGUGCUUAUACAAGGCAAGGUGUGGAGUCAGAGCCUGAGAAAAAAAAUAGAUUGCCUUAUUUGCAGCCUGCUGAAGCGCUUGGAACCAACUUGAAGGACAGUGAUGUUCCUGCCCAUGCAGUUAGCUAUGUGAGGGCCAAAGAAAAGACAAUUGAUGACUGGAAGUCAGAGGAGUUAGCCAGAGAGAUUGUGGGCAAGGAUAAAUCGUUAGCAGAUAUUUUGGGCCCUAAUGUGAAAAUCAAAACAACAAUGGACCUGAUGAUGGGAAUCUUUCCAAAAGAUGAACAUCUCUUGGAAGAAGCACAACAACGCCGGAAGCUUCUUUUAAAAGUUCCUUCACCAAAAGCUGCAGAGGACAAGAAAGAGGAGCAGCCUCUGCCUUUGGCCAUCCCUCUGACAACCAGUUCCACUUACUAUAGCACAUCUGCACCUAAGGCAGAACUCCUGAUCAAAAUGAAGGACAUGCAGCAGCAACAGUUACAGCAGCAAAGCGAAGAGGAUUCUGAGGAUGAGCUAGACCAUGAUUUGUCUGAGAAAAAGCAAGAGCUUAUAGAUAGCAUAAGUCGAAAGUUGCAGGUGCUGCGAGAAGCACGGGAGACACUCCUGGAAGACAUUCAGGCGAAUAAUCUGCUUGGAGAUGAAGUAGAGGACGUUGUGAAAAAGGUCUGCAAGCCAAAUGAGUUCGACAAGUUCCGGAUGUUCAUUGGAGACUUAGACAAAGUGGUCAACCUCCUGCUGUCCCUCUCUGGUCGUCUCGCCCGGGUGGAAAAUGCCUUGAACAAUUUGGAUGAAAAUGCUUCUCCUGAAGAACGGCGAGUCCUGGUGGAAAAACAGAAGCUACUCACACAACAGCAUGAGGAUGCGAAGGAGCUGAAGGAAAACCUGGAUCGAAGGGAACGCAUUGUCUUUGACAUUUUGGCCAACUACCUGAGUGAUGAAAACCUUGCAGAUUAUGAGCACUUUGUCAAAAUGAAAUCCGCCCUCAUCAUCGAGCAGCGAGAGCUAGAGGAUAAAAUCAAGCUUGGUGAAGAGCAGCUCAAGUGUCUGACUGAUAGCCUCCAGCCUGAAAGGCCUAAAUGACACAGACCAUGGUAAUUUGGGUGGCAUUCCAGGUAUGCGGCAUCUGUGACCACUAGGGGGAGGCAUUGAAAAGAAAAUAUCAUAAUAGCAAUAAUGUCAGAGGGUUUGUUUCUGUGUUGGCUGUAUUUGCAUUUCUGGAAUCACAUUUGGUCUUCUCUGGCUUUUUCUAUCAUACAGUCUUUAUAAAAUUCUGCAGCUCUUCAAUUCCAUGCUUCAGGUUCAGUGCAUUGUAGAAUCUGCUACAAUUUAGCAUAAAAACAGUUCUUAGUUAUUGUUUUAUUAAGAAACAAAUGAAUGGUUUCUGUUCUCCUCGGAUGCUGUACAGAUCAUUGCAAACCUCCAAAAUAAGCAACAUUCAGGACUGUUGAGUUUAGAGAGACUUUUCUUUUAAUGUAGCUAUA